AUGGCCGCCGCUUGCGUCCGCAGCCCCGUCUGCCGCCAUCUCGCCGCCGCUGCGACUCGGCGGCGGCUGCUGCUGCCAGCCGCCCCCGUGCAGCGGCGCUGGGCGCAGGUCCACGACGUGCGCUUCCUCACCACCCACAGCACGGCGCAGGCCGUCCUCGACAAGUACCGCGACAAGCUCGACCGCAAGGCCCGCGCCGAAGGCCACGACUCGGUCGAGACUCUGCGCGCCGCUUACGCCGACGAGAUCCUCGCCCAGCGCACAAAGGGCGCUCUCGACCCGGCCAUUGACCAGUUCAUCCCCCAGGCCGAGGGCACGCCCGUCGCCCAGCCCAACCACACGCCGACGGCCGAGGAGCUCGCCCGCCAGGCCCGCCAACGCGAGGCCGCGCGCAAGACGGCCGCGUCGGGCGACCGGCCCGCCGUCAAGACGCUCGAUGAGAUCCUCGACCUCGACAAGGUGCGCGCGCUCCCGGAAAAGGAAAUAACGGCCCUCUGGCGCCUGCGGCACGCCGCCUCCCCCGCGCAGCUCUGCGCCGUCAUCCCGGCCGCCACGUACGCCGCCAUGGAGGACGUCGCCCGCGCCGCGCCCCAGUUCGUCCUGCCCGUCCCGCACCCGACGCAAGGCGCCGAGAUGCACUUUUUGCAGUGGGUGUUUGAUCCACCCUCCCGUACGAGCACCGUCCUUUUCACCCAGCUCGCCGAGUACAAGACGCGCGGCGAGUUUGCCCAGCCGCACACCACCGUCACCCACCACCUCGAUCUCGCCGCCGACAACGGCCUCGUCCUCAUGCAGGGCCAGCUCGUCGAGGAUCGCGGCGUCCGCCCCGAGCACGCCAAGUGGCUCGCCAUGUGCCUCCAGCGCUUCUACGGCGCCUGGGAGGCUGGCGUCGAGCUCGACGGUGAGCGCAAGGAGCGCGCUCUCGCACGCAAGCAGCUGCUCGAGUGGUUUGCCGCGGGGGACGCCCGGUUUACCGUCGAAAAGCUGCUCGAAGAGGCUGAGCGCAUGGGCUGA
Cordyceps militaris CM01 is the source of this 1014-nucleotide messenger RNA. RefSeq names its product F1F0 ATP synthase assembly protein Atp11, putative. Gene Ontology annotation, cellular component: mitochondrion. Gene Ontology annotation, biological process: mitochondrial proton-transporting ATP synthase complex assembly. The record is from RefSeq and is a predicted model, not a curated record. Lineage: Eukaryota; Fungi; Ascomycota; Sordariomycetes; Hypocreales; Cordycipitaceae. Bases 1 to 1014 code for a protein of 337 amino acids. The transcript has a single exon.